AUGCACGGUCAGCUUUCACAGGAUACGGUGGUAGCCGCAGCAGCUAGUGCGGUGUGGGAUGUCUACCGCGGCCUUGAGCUCGGCAGACUUGUGAAUCAAUUGCUGCCAGAUGUUCUCGGAAAAGUAGAAGUCAUCGAAGGUGAUGGAAGUGUUGGUACAAUUCUAAAGGUCACAUUUCCACCAGGAACCCCUGGAACAGGUUAUAUGAAAGAAAUAUUCACAAAGAUUGAUGAAGAGAAGCGUGUGAAGGAGGCAGAAACCAUUGAAGGAGGGUUUAAAGCACUGGGGUUCAAUGUUUACCGAGCUCGUUUUGAAAUUAUUGAGAAAGAUUCUGCAACAAGUGUUAUAAGAUCAACGAUAGAGUAUGAAGUUGACGAUGAAUUAGCAAAUUUAGCUUCUCAUGUCACCACCAAGCAAGUGGAAAUACUAGCAGAAGCCAUUGGAAAGCAACUGUGUGAGAAGAAAGCUACGGGUUAGAAUCUUCAAAAGGAUUUUAC
Messenger RNA from Pistacia vera, 497 nucleotides. Its product is annotated as S-norcoclaurine synthase 2-like. The coding region runs from base 1 to 477 and encodes 158 amino acids. The record is from RefSeq and is a predicted model, not a curated record. Gene Ontology annotation, cellular component: cytoplasm; nucleus. Gene Ontology annotation, molecular function: abscisic acid binding; protein phosphatase inhibitor activity; signaling receptor activity. Gene Ontology annotation, biological process: defense response; abscisic acid-activated signaling pathway. NCBI's taxonomy places the organism in Eukaryota, Viridiplantae, Streptophyta, Magnoliopsida, Sapindales, Anacardiaceae. The transcript has 2 exons.